AACACUUCUGUCCGAAGAAACUGUCCCCCAAUUCCCUCCUUCAAUUGUCUUGUCCCCUCACCUCCCCGCCACCACCACUUCCGCUCUCCCCACGUGAUUCCUCCGCCACCCCACCCACCUUACUUCCCCCUUCCUCCUCCUCCUCCUCCCACAACUUUACCCAUCUUACUUUCCUCCUUCUUCAAUCAAUAUUGCAUAGCCAUUGCCACCAUUCUCAGCUCAAAAUAAAUGUCUUUAACUUGCGGGCUUGAAUGCGUGGUGUUCAUAGGCUUCGCCCGGUGGGCAUGGAAACGCUGUACCUACGUGGGUUCCAACGACAGUGAGACUUGGCCUCCAGCCACACCGGAGGAGUUCGAGCCCGUACCUAGAAUCUGCCGCAUAACCCUGGCUGUUUACGAGACCGAUCUCCGCAAACCCCAAUACGCUCCCAAAGGUGGCUACCGACUCAAUCCCGACUGGGUCGUCAAGCGCGUCAGCUACGAGCAGACCGAAGGUCGAUCCCCGCCUUACCUCAUCUACCUUGACCAUGACUUCAAAGAAAUCGUCUUAGCCAUUCGCGGCCUUAAUCUCGCGAGGGAAAGCGAUUACAAGGUGCUGUUGAACAAUCGUUUGGGAAGGCAGAUGUUUGAUGGGGGUUAUGUGCACCAUGGUUUGUUGAAAUCUGCGACUUGGUUGCUGAAUCAGGAGUCGGAGACGCUGAGGAAACUGUGGGAGGAGAAUGGAAAGGAGUAUUCGAUGGUAUUCGCAGGGCAUUCUUUGGGGUCGGGCGUGGCGGCACUGAUGACUGUGGUCGUGGUGAAUGAUAGAGACAAGGUCGGUGGGAUUCCGAGGAAUAAGAUCAGAUGUUACGCUGUGGCACCGGCAAGGUGUAUGUCGCUUAACUUGGCUGUCAAGUAUGCCGAUGUCAUUAACUCUAUUGUGCUGCAGGAUGAUUUCCUGCCAAGAACACCAACUCCUUUGGAGGAUAUUUUUAAGUCUCUCUUCUGCUUGCCCUGCUUGUUAUUGUUGGUCUGCUUGAGGGAUACAUUCAUACCAGAAGCUAGAAAACUUGGAGAUCUCAGAAGGCUUUAUGCACCUGGGCGGAUGUACCAUAUUGUAGAGAGAAAAUUUUGCACAUGUGGGAGGUUUCCUCCUGAAGUCAGAACUGCCAUUCCUGUAGAUGAGAGAUUUGAACAUAUUGUCUUAUCGAGGAAUGCUACUUCUGAUCAUGGAAUAAUUGCAAUAGAACGGGAAUCAGAGAAGGCUUUAAAGCUAAUGAUGGAAAGCCCGCCAGAGCCAACGGUUCCUCCUAAAGUCCAGAAACUGGAGAGGUUGGAGACUAUUGAGAAAGAACACAAAGAUGCCUUAGAAAGGGCUGUCAGCUUGAAUAUACCUAUCGCUGCAUCAACAUCAGCUAAACCAUCAGCAAACGAAACAUUACCUGGGAAGGAAGAAAUGCCUUCCCAGGCUGAAGGAGAUGAUGCCCCAAAAACUAAACUGACUUCUAGUUCCAGAAGCGAAAACUGGGAUGAACUUGUUGAAAAGCUUUUCCAGAGGAACGAUUCAGGGAACCUAGUCUUAAAGCAGGAAACAGAUACCCAAGAAUAAAAGAAUUUUAUUUUCUCUCCAUCCAAUCUUUCUUUGAAUGCGUUAUUUGAGGCUGGUUUUCACCAAUUUUCAUUUCUGAUUCUUUCUAUUUAUCCAUUUAGUUGUAGAUUCUACAAUUAUAGAAAAAAAAAAUUUUUCCAUAAAUGUACAACCCCAUU
This is a messenger RNA of Rubroshorea leprosula, 1745 nucleotides long. Lineage: Eukaryota; Viridiplantae; Streptophyta; Magnoliopsida; Malvales; Dipterocarpaceae. The record is from the annotation of a GenBank genome assembly.